CGCAGUGUACAAAGCGCCGGAGGCGCCGGGAGCAGCAAGAUGGCGGCAGCCGCAGCAUCAGGGGAAGCCGCCUCUAAUGGUAACGGUAUGGAGGUGGACGUGGCCGCCCUUCCGACUGUGAUGGCACAAGGUGUAACUGGCAGCGUGACAGUAGCACUCCAUCCUCUCGUCAUUCUUAAUAUCUCCGAUCACUGGAUCCGCAUGAGAUCCCAAGAGGGGCGUCCUGUGCAAGUUAUUGGCGCCCUUAUUGGAAAGCAGGAGGGAAGAAAUAUUGAAGUGAUGAAUUCAUUUGAGCUCCUUUCUCAGAUCAACGACGAUAAGAUCACGAUCAACAAAGAAUAUUAUUACACCAAGGAGGAGCAAUUUAAGCAGGUGUUUAAAGAAAUGGAGUUCCUGGGCUGGUAUACCACUGGAGGGUCCCCAGACCCAUCAGACAUUAAUGUCCACAAACAGGUCUGUGAAAUUAUAGAGUCUCCACUCUUCCUCAAGUUAAACCCUAUGACAAAGCACACAGAUCUGCCUGUCAGUGUGUAUGAAUCAGUGAUUGACAUUGUAAAUGGUGAGGCCACCAUGCUCUUAGCCGAACUCCCAUACACAUUGGCCACAGAGGAAGCAGAGCGAAUUGGGGUUGACCACGUUGCCAGAAUGACAGCAACUGGAAGUGGAGAGAACUCUACAGUGGCUGAACAUCUCAUUGCUCAACAUAGUGCCAUCAAGAUGCUUCACAGCAGGGUACGGCUUAUCCUGGAGUAUGUCCGAGCUGCAGAGGCCGGAGAGGUGCCCUUUAACCAUGAAAUCCUGAGGGAGGCCUCAGCACUAUGUCACUGUCUUCCUGUACUCAGCACUGACAAAUUCAAAAUGGAUUUCUAUGAUCAAUGUAAUGAUGUGGGUCUGAUGUCUUACCUGGGCACCAUCACCAAGACCUGUAACACCAUGAAUCAGUUUGUCAACAAGUUUAACAUCCUGUAUGAUCGCCAAGGGAUUGGCCGACGUAUGAGAGGGCUGUUCUUCUGAAAGCUCUCAGUCUACUUAACCUCAAGCCCCACCUGUAUAAAUAAACCUUCUUUCCCAUAUUUUAGGAAUAAAAUGUUAUUACCAUCAA
Pelobates fuscus (common spadefoot toad) is the source of this 1102-nucleotide messenger RNA. It is a transcript of the gene COPS6, whose product is annotated as COP9 signalosome subunit 6. NCBI's taxonomy places the organism in Eukaryota, Metazoa, Chordata, Amphibia, Anura, Pelobatidae. The transcript has 10 exons. Gene Ontology annotation, cellular component: COP9 signalosome. The record is from RefSeq and is a predicted model, not a curated record. Gene Ontology annotation, molecular function: protein binding; metallopeptidase activity. The coding region runs from base 40 to 1014 and encodes 324 amino acids. Gene Ontology annotation, biological process: protein deneddylation.